GAUAGAAAGUAGUGGCGUGGGCGUGCGGAGGAGGGGGGCGAGGAGGCGAUGGAGAGCGGGACGAACGAGCGGCGACGGCGGCGGCGGCUGGUGGAGAGGGGAUCGGAUCGCCUCGCCUUCAUCACCGGCCAAGCGCAAAGCCUCCCCUCCGAUCCGUCCCCGGAUUCAUCACUUUGCGAUGCUUCCCCUCAGCUAUCUGAUCGGCUACCAAGUGAAUAUCGCAUUGGUGAUGACAAGUUCAGCUAUAAAAUCCAGUCAGGAAAAUCAGAACCUUGUGACACCUUCUGUGAAAUUCAACCGGCUGGUGGGGCCCACCUGGGAAAUCAUAAAGAGAAAGGCCCGAGUAAUGAAGGUGACCUCCAAAAGCACCAGACAGGCAGUGUAAUUCCUGAAAUUCAACAAGUAAAUGAAAUGCCAUUGCAAAGGCACAGUGAGGAAACCCUCAGGAAGGACAGUGAUGUUAGAUCAGCAAGUGUACAGCCUACGAGGGAGAUGAAAACAAGGCCCAGCAAUGUGCCUUCAAACCAGUCUAACCAAUCUGAUAAUACUACUUGGUCUGUGGAAACUCUGAAGGAAAACCUGAAUUUCACACCACAUGAGAUUACCCAGGCCAUAUCAGCUACAGAGUAUAACCGGUUUUUGGCUUCCAUCAUCAUUGCUUUUCUAGUGGUUCUUUCAAACUGGGGACUGGACAUUGGUGGCACAAUCACCAAAGUAUUAGUUGGUACACGGCCACUUCUGUUUCUUAUCAUAACGGACAUAACCAUUAUCUUAGCUAUGUUGAUGGAGAACAAGGAUCCCAACGCAAGGGGCAGACCUGCUGGAGGCAACCUUGGGUCUGCUGAUAGCUUGGGCCAAAUGCUAGAGAUUGGGUUAUUGCUACAGAAGGCCAUGGGCGCCCUCCUGAUGGACUUAAGCGUUUGCGCUGUUAUAAUGAUAUGUUUUCUUUGAUUUUAAAGGGUACCAUAGUUGGUGUUUCAGGAAAAUGCUUCCAAGUUCUAACGCCGGGACCAUGCUCUCUGCUCGUUCCAUCCCCAAAAGAAUCAAAUUCAAGGAAUAAAUAUGGACAACUGGGUGUUCUCAUUUAUCCGUAGGAAUUGGUUUAUUAUGGGACAUGAGUGGUUAGUAUUAUUCAAUUUUGUAGCUUUUCUUUUGCAUAUGGAUAUGUAUUAGACCUUGUCCAAGAGAACAGAUGAGGUACAAAGUAAAGUUGGUAUCAGAGGACCAAUUUUCUCUGUAGUUAAAAUCUGAUAAUUUGAUAUGCCAAAGAAAAAUUGCCUUACCACUGUACCUUAAUUAUCACUGUACCUUUAUCUUGCGCUAGCAAGCAUGCAAUUCAACAUGGUUGGCACUUUUUCUUUUGAAGCUUACGACAUUAUUUAUUCAGAUGCAUAGUACAUUCUUAAUAUGAACAUUAUCAAGGGGCAAAGCAAAGAAGACAGGCCCACAUGUCGGCAGGAAGUCCGAGGAAGUGCAUGUCGAGUUAGGAGUUGCGUGUCUUCCUUUUUUUGCUAGGUCAUCUGCAACUUUAUUGAGUUGUCUUGGAAUCCACUUGAUCUGUAGCCGUUGAUUUGGAGCAAUGUGUCAAGUUUGAACCAAAGUGGCAGGAGACACCAGUGAUGGUGAAUGCGAGAUUGUAAUCAAACUAAUCAUUCUUUGGAUAGCUUCUACAAUGAA
Messenger RNA from Oryza brachyantha (malo sina), 1677 nucleotides. RefSeq lists its product as uncharacterized. NCBI's taxonomy places the organism in Eukaryota, Viridiplantae, Streptophyta, Magnoliopsida, Poales, Poaceae. The transcript has 2 exons. Bases 49 to 951 code for a protein of 300 amino acids. The record is from RefSeq and is a predicted model, not a curated record.